AGCACUUCAACCAGCUGAUUCUGGCUAGCGAUUGGUGUAGGUAAAUAUUUUUAUAAACUUUGAAGAGAAUGGUUCGCGUUGGCCUGCAGAUCUCCGCCACACUGGAGAAUAUAGACAAGCUGGAGACGAGCCACCCCGACUACCCCUUCUUUUUGAAGCUCACCUGCAGCAACUGCGGAGAGCAGUCGGACAAGUGGCACGACAUCACAGAGUCGGAGCGCGUGGGGCAGGACACCCGCAAUGCAGCCGGCUCCAAUUUCGUUAUGAAGUGCAAGAUGUGUGCCCGCGAGAACAGCAUCGAUAUCGUGGAGAAGUCCAAUGUUGCGUAUACUGCGGACGAUGCCGGUAGCUUCAAGACCAUAGUCGUCUUUGACUGUCGCGGUGUGGAGCCUGUGGAGUUCUCACCACGAGCCGGAUGGCGCGUCUCCUCUUCAGAGAACGGUCAGGCCUUUGAGGAUGUCGACUUGUCUGAGGACGAUUGGGUGGAAUAUGACCAGAAGAAUAACAACUCGGUGGGCGUCUACGAGUUCGCGUCAAAGUUCAUCAAGCUGAAAAAGUGAUACGGUUUCUCAGUGAUUAACAUGACCAGGACCAGGUUAUUCAUCAUACAGAUUUAUAACUAAACUUCCAUUCAAAACACCCUUUUCGUUUGAUUAAAUAUUAUUACAUUUACAGUAGAAACACUUGAAUAUUAAAUGGAUGUCCACAUUGGUUCUAAGAGACCCUUGAGCUAUUAAAAAGUUUUUAUUUUCUGUUAAAUGUUAUGAUACGUAACAUUAUUUUCUCGAUACUGAAAAUAAAAGUUCUUCAGACUCUCAGAAAUAAUCCCUCGAUUGAUCUUCAAAGGAAAAGUUGUAUGAAUAAUGUAGAAAUUUUAAUAUUUUAAAUCUGUUUUAUACAAAAGGACACCACAAAAUCGAUUUUCCUGCUGGUGGAAUAGGAAUAAACGGGUUCAAAUAUGCCUUAAUCUA
Drosophila kikkawai is the source of this 971-nucleotide messenger RNA. RefSeq names its product UPF0587 protein GA18326. The record is from RefSeq and is a predicted model, not a curated record. Gene Ontology annotation, molecular function: zinc ion binding. Lineage: Eukaryota; Metazoa; Arthropoda; Insecta; Diptera; Drosophilidae.